AUGUCGCCACAGGUUAGCUCAUCCGCGAGGACCAAGUUCCACGUUGCCAUUGUCGGUGCAGGCCCUGGUGGCCUAACCCUCGCAGUAGCUCUCUCAAAAUUCAGCGACCCCCAGUGUCCUGUCAUUGUCGAUCUCUAUGAGUCUCAGCCGGAGAUCGGCACCGUCGGCGCUGGACUCAGCGUCUGGCCACGGACACGGCCGCCUCUCACGGAGCUUGGACUCAUGCAACACCUUCAGGGAGAGCUGAAUGCCGAGAUUGAAGAGGGUAAAGUGGGCAAAGGCUUCUUGUACAGGAAGUCUGACGAACCGGAAGGCUAUCCAAUGUAUCAGAUGCACUCGGCUUCGAACCCAUUAUUGGUGCAUCGCUCCACGUUCAUUCACGCCAUCGAGAAGGAGCUGCCCUCGGCACCGCUCUGCAACUUCCAUCCGUGCAAGCGCCUAUAUUCUCUAUCCCAGAAUGAGGAGGACGGGCUGGUCACGCUGUCAUUCGCAGAUGGAACGACAGCGACAGCCGAUGUCGUGAUCGGCGCGGACGGCAUCCGGUCCGUGGUGCGCGCUAACAUGCUCACUGACGAAGAACGCGUUGAGCCGAAGUGGUCGGGCGUCACCGCGUACCGAGCCUUGGUGACACGAGAAGCGCUGGUAGCCAAGGGUAUGGGGGAUCAUCCAAUGCAGGCCGAGCCGCAGAUGCAUUGUGGUAAAGGUAGACACAUCGUCUCCUAUCCCGUCUCUCGUGGCGAAUGCGUCAACACGGUGGCGUUGGUCACCAGCGCAAACUAUGGCAAGUUUGAAGGUAGAUGGGUGCGCGACGCCCCAGUGGAGGAGAUGCGUGCAGCUUUCGCAGGCUGGGAGCCCGAAGUAGAAAGAUAUUUGGAGUGUGUCGAAGAAUGCCAAGCUUGGGCGCUACACGUAGUGCUAGAUCUGCCACGCUGCGCAGCUGGAAGAGUAGCGAUCCUGGGUGAUGCGAUGCAUGCGAUGGAGACUAAUGUCGGCGCUGGUGCCGGGCAGGCCAUCGAGUCCGCGUACAUCCUUGCGCGCUUGUUGACGCAGCCGUCUGUAUCGCGCUCGACGAUACCCCAAGCUCUACAAGCAUACAACAAGUCUCGUCUCUCUUUCACCAUGGAUGUUGUCCGCCAGACACAUUACGCCGGCAGGCUGUUCGAGUUCAACGAGGGCCCGUUGCCAUUCGAGCCUUCGGAUAAGGCAUGGCAAGAGAAGUGGGGCAAGGAAGUGUCACAUAUGUGGGAUUUCCAGAUGCACACGGGCGAGGCGGAGAAGUGUUGGAAAGAGACAGAGGGUUACCUGCGCGAUAACUUGGCCGAGUUAGAGAUUUGA
This is a messenger RNA of Peniophora sp. CBMAI 1063, 1335 nucleotides long. Lineage: Eukaryota; Fungi; Basidiomycota; Agaricomycetes; Russulales; Peniophoraceae. The record is from the annotation of a GenBank genome assembly.